GACUGCAGGCUGGAGGGCACUGGUAGCGGGAUUAUUUGCUGGUCCAUCAAUGCUCUUGACAGGACCGAAUACCCAGCACACUAGCCUGGCUAUAUACAUUCUUAUGCGUGCUUCUGUGCUAGCAUCUCGCUGGGGGUUAAAGAGCAAAAGAUUUAGAAAUGUUUGUAAACCUUUGACUUGGUCACAUGGUGAUAUAUUCCUUAUGUGUCUCUCCUCUUCACAAAUAUUUUUUUCAAAGGCAGAUGUUUCGGCUAGUUCACUGGGUGACAAGUACCAAAGAACAAUGCUGUCGGCUUAUCUCGGCCAAGAUGGAAGGUCUGCUUACAUUUUGAAGCAAGACAGUUUGCCAUCAUCAUACAAGUCAUUUCUUAAUAAGCAUGGUGGAAAGAAUGCUGUCAUUCUGCAGGGAGUGAAGGAUAUUGCAUGUAACAUUCCUUUCACCAACUUAGAGGCGAUUGAGAAGUAUUAUAAGAGCUUGGGUGUUGACAUAAAACUAGACCCUCAUAUGAAAGUACCAUGUUCAAUUAUUCAUGGUAAUCAAUCUUGUGUUGGACAUUUCAUUUCUUUCCUUUUACAAGCAUAUAAAAGGGCGUUGCCCGUUUAUCUUCCAGUAUACUUGGUUCCUGCACUUAUAGUUCAUCGUCAAGGCCUCAUGAAAAGGCCGUACACAAUUGUGGGAAAGAGUUUUCUGGGUAUUGCAAGAUCUAGUUUGUUUCUCUCCAUAUACUGUUCAUCAGCCUGGGCUUGGACUUGCCUACUUUUUAGAAUUUUUAAAAGAUGCAAUACUCCAAUGGUUGCAAUGGGAACGUUUCCCAGUGGCCUGGCAUUGCUAAUUGAGAAGAAGAGCAGGAGGAUUGAAAUAUCUUUAUAUUGCCUAGCCCGAGCCAUCGAGAGCUUUUUCGCAUGCAUGGCAGAGGCAGGACUGUGCCCUCCAGCAUCAAAGCUAAAGCGAGCUGAUGUAGCCGUAUUUAGUGUAGCAACAGCCAUCAUCAUGCAUUGCUAUGCACGUGAAAGAGAGGUGUUCCGCUCCAAAUACUUGAACGUGCUUGACUGGGUGUUUGGUGUGCCACCUGCAUCAGAUGAUGAGCAUGAUGAAAAAUGCUGAGAGAAUUUAGGGAAAGUUGGUAGUUCAGCUGAGUUCUGUAAGUUUGUAUUAUGGAUAGUGUGAGCAGUUUUGAUUGCAGAGUAUGAUCCCAGAGUGGCCCCAUUAGUGCCAGCUGGGGAACAGAGAAGCGAGACUUAUUGAUUUUUGUUUGUCUCAGCCUGCUUCCGAGAUUCAGCCAGAUAUCCUUAGUACCUAAGACCUGCCAUACACUAGCCAGAGCAGAACAUUGAUUUUUGAAUUAUGGAAUCCUCAAUUCCGCAGCAUAUAAGAGGCAAAAGUAGUUUGAUUUCCAGCCCUAACCGUAACAUCAGGUUUGGUAUCUAACCCAAUAUAUGUCUUCACAGUUUGUCAAUAAAUGAGAUUUUCUGAUUAGCCAGCCAUCUGAGGGGAUGCUUGACAAAUUAUUAUCUGACCAGAAAGCGGAAAACUCUUGAAGGAGUCCUGCACUCACUUUGGGACCCGCUCCUGUUUGGGAAUUUAGCAAGCAGAAUGAAUAAUGUAUCAAUUUGAGAAUGUGUUUAUUUGUUGCAACUGGAAUUUUGAUUAGGAAAGAAAAUUUUAAUGGAAUUCAGGAAAUAAUGUUAUACUCAUGGACUUCAUUGUAACUACUAUUACAUGAAAAGCAUUACAAUCAGUCAUGGUAACGAUCAACGUUCGCCAAA
This is a messenger RNA of Elaeis guineensis (African oil palm), 1767 nucleotides long. Lineage: Eukaryota; Viridiplantae; Streptophyta; Magnoliopsida; Arecales; Arecaceae. The record is from RefSeq and is a predicted model, not a curated record.